Messenger RNA from Podarcis lilfordi (Lilford's wall lizard), 15001 nucleotides. Lineage: Eukaryota; Metazoa; Chordata; Lepidosauria; Squamata; Lacertidae. The record is from the annotation of a GenBank genome assembly.
GCCACACCGACGCAGAAGAGCAAGCGGCGCCUCGUUUGCUGUAAUACCAUUUGCGCAUGCGUGGUACGGGGCAUAGUUACAGAUCCUUGCAUUGGCCAUCCAUUUCCGGCAUGUGAAAAACAACCACCGCGGGCCGUUUUCAGCGGGCGACGCUUCCGGUAUAUAUGGGAUUUAUAUCUCCAUGGGGAAAGGACGGCGCGUUUUGGGGUAGCCAGUCUAGGCCUCCUUUGGGACUCUGUGCUCUCUGACGUUGGUGGGGCAGGCAGACAUUCAACAGAUGAAGCUCUGUUCCAUCGGUUGCAUUUCUGUAGAGGGAAGAGCCUUCUUCACCUGUUGGUUUCUCCCUGUUACGACGCUAAGCAUCUGCAGAGAGCUUGUUUAUUUGUUUAUUUGAUUUAGGUCCCAGGGCGGUUACGUUAAUAUGAAUCCUGCCUGUCUGCCUGGUGGUUGGCUUUCCAUACCAACAGCAUCUCUCAGAUCUAAGAUUUAUAGUAGGGUGGAGUGGGGCCUUGUUUCUGGAUUGCACCAUUUCCACGCUGCAUGUGGGGACUCGCAUGAUGGGCUCACCCUGCACACAGAAAUGUGGAAUGUCAAGGAGAACACUGGGAUGGAGUCUUCCACACACACACACCUUGACGCACCGCACCACGUUUCUCUUUCCAAGGGGAUUUUUUUCCCCCUAGAAAGAUUUAAUUAUUUUGGUAUGGAGUAGCAAAUCAUUCACAAGCCUGUCUCCACCUUUCAUUCUGACGUGCUGCGGAUUCAAAACAGCUUCAUUUUCCGUUUGUGGUCACUUGGCAACAAGAAGCUGAGGUUAAGUCUUUACCCAAGAACCCUUUCACAGUGCUAGCACCCAAUCCUGGAAUACAAGAAGAAUUAGGAAAUAAUAACAGGGGCUUAGAAAGCUGCCACGUAUUGAGUCAGACCUUAUAGUGGUGCCUCGGGAUGCGAACGGGAUCCGUUCCGGAGCCCUGUUCGCAUCCUGAAUAGAAUGUAAGACGCAACUGUGCGUGCGUGGGUCACGUUUCACCACUUCUGCACAUGCGCGUGACAUCAUUUUGACCAUCUGCACAUGCGCGAGCGGCGAAACCCGGAAGUAACACGCUCCAUUACAUCCGGGUUGCUGUGGAGCGCAACCCAAAAAUACUUAUCCUGAAGCAUAUUUAUCCCAAGGUAUGACUCUACUCUGAAUGGCAGCAGCUCUCCAGGGUUUCACAAGUGCAUUAAAAAAGUGCAGAACGGAUUUUCAUAGAAUUGUAGAGUUGGAAGGCAUCCUGAGGAUCAUCUAGUACAAUGCAGGAAUUUAAGCAGCUGUUUGUAUGGGGAUCAAACCAGCAACUUUGGUGUUCUACACAGCACUUGGAACAACUUAGCUAUUAUGAGAGAUAAAUUUCAAGGUGAUGCUUAUUCUCUGCUAACUCCCUAAAUGGUCUGAACUCAUAGUACCUCAGGGAAUUAUAUAUAUAAUUUGUACCCCACCCAUCUGACUGAGCUCUGCCCUGAAUAACAUCCACGUAAAAGGUAAAAUCUACAAGAGCUCUUUCAGGGGUGGGGCUGCAGCUUUGGAACAACCUCCCAAGAGUUUCUUUUACUUUUCAGAAAAAGGCGUUUCAGAUGUAUCAACUCUCCAGGGCUUUAAAAAGUACUCUCUGAGGUUCUCUGUUGCAGCCAUUUUGAUAUUGAUACUGGAUUAGCUAAUAGCUACCUACUUCCUCUAAGGCCGGCCUGUUAUGCCUCCAGUUCAUUCGUUAUAGCAAGCCAGUGCUACUGCUUUGACCCACAGUUGAUGUUCUUCCCCACACAGUGGCAAAGCAGGUCACAGACAAGUUCUUCUCUCGCAUUCUAGUACCUGUCAGAUAAGUGAGGAUGGGACGUUCCUCCAAAGACAAGCGUGACAUUUACUACCGCCUGGCCAAAGAAGAGGGGUGGCGAGCCCGUAGUGCGUUCAAACUUCUGCAACUGGAUGAGGAAUACCAUUUGUUUCAAGGUGGGCAAAAAAACAUGCAUCCCCAUUAUAUUACCACUUUUUCUUGCAUCACUGAAGGGCAUUAACAAGUGUUAGACACUCAAACCUAUUUUUAAUGUCAUGGCUUAGACCCAGAACCUUUGAAGUGGAAUAUUAAUACUUUUGCUUUGGUACCUCCUUCUAGCAAAUAGCUUUUCUCAGAGGACCAGAGUCCUGUUUUGGGGGAGAUAACACUACAACAAAAGCCCCAUCUUACCACUUUAAACAGUCAUGUAUUCCCCCAGAGAAUCAUCUCAGGAGUUCUGCUUCCUAGUCCUUUUUUUCAGCCCCUUUGCAGAGGUGCUGACUGAUCUUCUCUUGUCCUUCCUAGGUGUCUCUAGAGCUGUGGACCUCUGCGCAGCUCCUGGGAGCUGGAGCCAAGUUUUAAGCCGAAAGAUCAAGUAAGCAAAUAAUUCAGCUCAAACAUAUCUAGUGGGUUGCAGCCCCUUAGAGAAGGGCUAGGCUCUCAUGGGAUCUAUUUAUAUUCCACCCCACAGAGGAGAAGACAUGAAAAACCCUGAUGUCAAGAUAGUAGCUGUAGAUUUGCAAGCCAUGGCUCCGUUGCCGGGUGUCAUCCAAAUUCAGGGAGACAUUACCAAGGUAGGUGCUACCUAGUGCAUCUUGGGGUGAUGUCAGCCUUGAGCUUGGCCUCUACCCCAUCUAAGCAGCAGAAGAAAAAGAGGCCUACCCAGAGAACAGUGUCUCUUUUUUUUUAAAUAAUAUUUAUUAAAGUUUCAAAAAAUACAGAAAAGUACAGAAUACAAAAAAAAGUAUAAAGUUUUUAAGAUAUAACAAAAAAGUAAAAAAUAAAAAGAAACAUACAAAAUAAAACAAUUAAAAACACGUUAAUUUUCCAUAACCUAUCUUGCUUACACUUAUUUCCCCGGACCUCCUCGUGCCUCCCUUUUUUGUAUUCCAGUUCAAUUCGUUAGUUCAGCAAGUCCUUACCAUUAAGCUUUUACCCAUUUGUAAGACUUUUUUCGUAUCUCUUAAAGCAUUGCAGCUGGAAACCACUUAGUUUCUAUCCAACAUCCUUCUAAGAUUCCUUAAUUUUACAAUAUUUCUGUAAAUAAUCUUUAAAUUUCUUCCAGUCUUCUUUCACCGACUCUUCUCCCUGGUCUCGGAUUCUGCCAGUCAUUUCCGCCAACAGAGAACAGUCUCUUUGCUCACAUACCCACCUAACUCUCUGUUUCCAGGUCUCUACAGCUCAGGAGAUCAUUUGCCAUUUUGAAGGGCAGCCCGCUGACCUGGUGGUGUGCGAUGGAGCCCCUGAUGGUAGGUGACAACCAGGCUCCCAGCCUUGUCAGGGGAAUCAGGGAGCUCUGCUGGGCUUUAGAUGGAAAAGCUGCCUGUAUUAGCUCUGAUAUGUAAUUCCUUUACUCUGCAGUGACCGGACUCCAUGACAUAGAUGAGUACAUUCAGGCCCAGCUGUUGCUCGCUGUGAGUAUCUCCUGGUGUUUGCCGCUAUAUGUAGUGAGCAAACUCAUCCACAAUGGGUGCUGUGGGGGCUUUGCACUGAUGGAAGAGCCGGUUGGCAUCCUUCAGCAGAAAGUAGCCCAGGCUGACUGAGUGCAGCAGAUCGGGAAGCUUGAUAGAAGGAGUGUCAGCAAGUGAUGGGUUUGACAUCAGCCCCUGUGAGUCUUGCUGGGAUCCACAGGCCCCAGAAAAUGCCACACUAUUCUGGGUCCUGACAUAAGGCCUGAUAUCAGACAGGUUAAUGGGAUGCCCUCCAAAGGACCUAUCUGGUGCCAUGAUAUUCCCCGGACCUGGAAGAUCUACAGAUUGCUCCUAAGUGGAGCCUUCUGUGGUUAGGGCGGCUCUACAAUCUCAAUAUGCAAUUGCAAAAAUAGAUUUUCAGUACAGUAUUUAGCAUUUGGCUCUGGAUCUUUGCUUUUAAAAAAAGGUAUGCUACAGCUGUAGAAACAGAUUAACAGUCACAACUUCUUGUGAAUUCUCAGAAACCCAAGGAAGGUUUGACAUGGCUGCCAGUUCUCAGUCGGGAGCUGUAAAGACUGUUCGAGAUGAUGCAUUGGCAGGGGAGACGUUCAGUUCCCACUCACCAGCUGAUCAAUGCUGACUUCAAGGUGGACCCUGCUCAUCUGUCACAAUGAGCCACUGAAGGUGGAAAAGCCCAGGAUCCAGUCCACUUUCCCACCCUGUCUUACAAGUACUGGGCCUUUGCUAACAGAGAGGAAAAGAGCAGGACCAGAGCAAACCCUUUCACCUUUUAUCUAGGUUUCUUUUCCGGCCCAAACUGUCAUGGGAUGCUGGUGGCUUUGUUCCUCGCCUGCUGCAUCUUUGUGCCAAAAAAGGCUUUUCUCUUAUGGUGCUGAUUGUUUCCUUCUGUUUCUUCCAGGCUCUGAACAUCACUACGCAUGUGCUAAAGAAGGGAGGGACAUUUGUAGCAAAGGUGAGCCCUGCAGGUGAUCAGGGAAGAGUUAAUAGGCACUGCAGUUCUGCUUUAGGUGUGGCAAAACAGGGCUGCUGUGGGCACCGCACCAAAGUCAUCACCCUGCAGUGGUGUUUCAGCACCUGCUUAUUGCUGUUCACCUGAGCUCACCUAAGGCACCACAGCAAAUAGGCUGAGGACUCGGUGGGCCUGUCCACUUCAUCAGCCCUUAGCAUCAGCAGUGGGCCUGGAGGUUUUUCAAAAGAGGAACAAGGUAACUUGAGCAGGAAUACUGAAAAUUUGUAAGCUCAACUUUUAUUUCUUUUUAUUUACCGUAUUUUUCGCUCUAUAGGACGCACUUUUCCCCCUCCAAAAAUGAAGGGGAAAUGUGUGUGUGUCCUAUGGAGCGAAUGCAGGCUUUCACUGAAGCCUGGAGAGUGAGAGGGGUCGGUGCGCACCGACCCCUCUUGCUCUCCAGGCUUCAGGAAGCUAUCCGCAAGCCUUCGGAGCGUGGCGGGAGUGCCCCCCGGGCUCCAAAGGCUUGCGGAUAGCAGCCUGCUUCCCGAAGCCCGGGGAGCACUUCUCAGCGCACCCUGGGCUUCGGGCAGAUAUCCACAAGCCUGCAUCCCGGAGAGCGCAGAGCUGGGCUCUCCGGGCUUCGGGCAACUAUCCGCAAGCCUUCUGAGCGCGGCGAGAGUUCCCGCUGGGCUCCGAAGACUUGCGGAUAGCAGCCUGUUCUGGGGGCUGGGGUCGGGGGAAGCUUCCCCCGCCUCAGCCCCACACCUGGGGGGGAAAUAAUUUUUUUUCUUUAUUCCCCCCCCAAAAAAAAACACCUAGGUGCGCCCUAUGGGCCGGUGCGCCCUAUAGAGCGAAAAAUACAGUAAUUAAUUUAAAAUAUAAUUCAGUAAUGUGUAAGGAAUAAGGAAACAGAAAAAGAAAAACACAACUGAGUAGGAGUUAAAAUUAAAUUUGACAAAGGGGGUACUAAUUAGGAUUUAUGGCAGAUUCAAAUCUGGCCCAUAUAGCUAGUGCUGAAAAAUUAACUCAAAAAGGUAUAGUAGAAGACAGACCAAAGGUGAUGUGUUUUUCAGCCACGUGGCAAAAAUGUAUUUUAUAUGAAAAUGAUAACAACGGUGUUUAAACACCUCUGGUGCAAUAAGCCGCUAUUUGGAAUUCUUAAUAACUCUUCACCUUCAAACAAGAAUAUUGCAAGUCCCAGAGGAUAACAACCUGAUACUUUCAAACAAAGCAAAAUAGCCCGUUACGCUUCCCAGGGAUUGUGAAUGCAAGGACCCAAAUUCGUGAGAGCUUGACUUGAACCCUUAAGGCAGGCAUGGCCAAACUUGGCCCUCCAGAUGUUUUGGGACAACAGUUCCCAUCAUCCCUGAUCACUGGUCCUGUUAGCUAGGGGAUGAUGGGAGUUGUAGUCCCAAAACAUCUGGAGGGCCAAGUUUGGCCAUGCCUGCCUUGAGGCAAAGGUGGCCGUCAGUGGCAUUGGGAAUCCUCCUGAUGUGCUUUCUGCUGACAUGCUGAGGCAGGAUCUUGUGACUUCGUGAAAACCCAGAGCAGGGAACUUGGGUUCAUUUCCAGUGUUAUCAAGAGUCACUGCACUUGGGUGCUGGCUGCAUGUUGAGUCUGUUUCGGGCGCACCCUGGGCUUGUUCCCUCUUGGCACCUGAUGCCGCUGAACUCAGUGUCUCCAGGACAUCUGAAUUACGCUCCUUCCCCAUCUCUCAUUGGCGGAGGAUUCCUCUGCAUCUGUGUCGCUAUCCACAGCCUGGGUAAUGUGGCGUAAGAAUGCAGUUUAUCCAGGCAAGAUGAUGGCAUUUUGCUUCCCUGCCUUAGAUAUUCCGAGGGAAGGACAUCACCCUCCUCUAUUCCCAGCUGCGAAUUUUCUUUCCUGAUGUGACGUGCGCCAAACCCCGAAGUAGCCGCAACUCCAGCAUCGGUGAGCGACCAAACAGCUUCUUGCAAGCCUGGUUAACUUGCAGCUUUGCCACUCAUGGGGAAAACUGUACAAAGCGUUACAGGAUCUGACAGCUUGUUCAGAAUCACUGGAAUCUCAAAAAAUUAUAAUAAUGAGUGGAAUUCUAAGUGGCACUAAGGAGAUUGCUCUGUCUGCGCGAGUAUUUCUGCUUGCCCAAUGAAACGAUCUUCCCCCUCUUCUUCCCCUGUAGGCUGUUCUGGGGCCCCUCCCGACACCCCCAGAGCCUAUCUGGGGGGCAUGGAAGGGGAGGAGAGGCAAGGGGAAGCCAUGUUGUGCUGGCGGGACUUGUUCUGGCUCUUGCUAGCGCAGCUCUUUAGUUGUAUCUGGUCCCAUGUUUCUAGUUGUCAUUGUUGCAGGUGAAUGUCUGGAAGCAUGCAGGCAGAGGGGGAACGAUGGUGCUUUUGCCUUCCAGCGUCUUUCUCAUCGCCCUAUUACCCAUUGCUUUGGCAACUGUUUCCUCCUGCCUCCACCCUGCUCCUUGCAGCAACCUCUUACAAUUAAAAGAAAGCAAAUGAGCAGUUCUCCAAAAAGACAAAAGUGAACGCAGGUCAGAGAAGCGCACAACAGAAUCUCUCGUGCUGUGGCGUAAUGCUCUCUUAGGGCUUUUGAUUUGCUUUGAUAUCUUUGGUGGAGGCCUUUUCUGCUUCAGUGCCAUUUUUAAAAAACAAGUCAUGUUUGUGUUGCAGCAGCUGCACUUGCAGUUUAGGCUAACUUUUUAAAUUUAUGCAAACACGUUUCCUUAGUCUCCUAGUUCAGCUAGGGACAAGAAUCCCAUUACAUUGCGUUCAACGGGUUGCCAUGCAUUUGCAAAAUUAGGACAUGUGUACAACACAUCUUCUGUGUACAGUGGUACCUCAGGUUAAGAACUUAAUUCGUUCUGGAGGUCUGUUCUUAACCUGAAACUGUUCUUAACCUGAAGCACCACUUUAGCUAAUGGGGCCUCCUGGUGCUGCCGCGCCACUGCUGCACGAUUUCUGUUCUCAUCCUGAAGCAAAGUUCUUAACCCAAGGUAAUAUUUCUGGGUUAGCGGAGUCUGUAACCUGAAGCAUAUGUAACCUGAGGUACCACUGUACUGUUGAUGAAGGCUCGGUCUACCCAGUGUCGGAGGUAGUGGGCAGUUGUUUGCUCCUGCUGCUAAGCUAAUCCCCAAAGGCUGUGUUUCCUCGUUUCCUAUAGAUGUGAGCGGCAGCCAUUCAUCUUUGCAGGUCAUUCUCUCAAGGGCACUGCUGGCAAAUGGGCUCUUGCCGUUGAAGAGCCUCCUGUCUAUUGCAUGAGUCAUACGUCCCUCAUCUUCGGCAUCCCAGGAGUCAGGCUGUUUUAUUCUGUCACAUAGAACUCAGUGGAAACAAUUUAGAACAGAGUCUGUGUCUGAAUAGCUCCAUGCUGGUUCUUGGUCAUGCUCGUAUUUGAUGGAAGCUUGGAAAUGGCCCGUUUAUCAGAAGAUAGGAAGCUGGAUUACAUCAGUGAGGCUACUGGAUCCAUCUAGCUUGGAGUUGUCAGCCCUGACUGGCAGUGGGCCUCAGGGGUUGCAGACAAAGGUAUCUCCUAGCCCUGCCAGGAGAUGCCAGGGAUUGAACCUGGAACCUUCUGUUUACAAAGCAGAUGCUCUGUCCUCUUUGCUGUGUGUCCCCCCACCUCCACUCUGAUGGUUUUAGUGCAGAACAUGCCUUUUCCCAGUGCAGGUUGGGGUUAGGCACAGCAUACUCCUCACGGGGCUUGAUAACCAACUGUAUUGGGGGAACAGCAGGGGGUUGUGUGUGUUUGUGUAUAAUUUAGUGCCCACCCCAGAAAUGAUCUCUUUCAGCUUCUGCCUUCUGGAAGAAGGUACAGGGUUAUAAAGACUAGGACUAAGAAACAAUUUCUAUCCAAAUGCAAUUUUGGUUUUAAAUGCAGUGUAAGGAGUCUCUAUGGGAGUGCACUAUAUUUUAAAAAUGGGGUAUCAGAGUUUUUAGGGGGCUAACCAGGCUGGGAUAGCUGGGAUACCAGGCUUGUUGGUUUUGAAUGUCUUAUGUAGAUUUUAAUUUUUUUUUUCAAUUUCGUUGUUCUGUAUGGGACAAUGGCAAUAAAGAUUAUUGUAUCGUAUCGGAAUGCCAGAGCGGUGGUCACCAAAGCUUUUAACUGCCUUUUCAUCCUUCCAGAGGCAUUCGUUGUUUGCCGAAACUACAGCCCCCCUGAAGGCUAUGUGCCAAACAUGUCCAAUCCUUUGCUAGAUCACUGUUACGGUAAGGAACCUUGAAGGGGGAAGAGAUGUUUCUGCAGCUUCCCGUUGUGCUGUGGGACGCAGGGCAGGGAAACUGAAGGGAAAGUGGGAGGUUUGAGGGCAGAGGCAAGAAAGUGUGGAUGGAGGAGGGCAGGGGCAAGUUGCCUACUGGGGGAUUGUGAGUCUUCGGUCCCAGGAAGUGAUCCAUUGUCGGAUUGCUUCUCUUUCUGUUUUUUGGCAGUAUUGAGCAGGGACUCUAGAGGCUGAAGCUGUCGUAUGUUUCCUGUCCAUAGAGUCAAUGUCUUGAGAAGCCAGGCAGGCCCCAUAGUAUAUACGCAAUGAAAUCAAAGUUUUCCAUAAGUUCUGGAUAUGAAAAGAAUGAAUUUGCCUAGGGAAAACCUCAGUUUUAAUCCAGUGCUUGUUUGUUAUCUCCCUCCCCGCCCCCCGGAGGGGCAACUUCAAGAAGGGGCUGGGAUAAGCUACCUGUCAUCAUGAUAUCAGAUGAUUGACAGGUGGCUGUCACAAGUUGGCCCUGUAUGGUAUGGGAAGAUGAAGAUACGGUUCGCUGCACCAAAAAGAUUCCCCCGUAUUUCUCCUUGUCCAAUUUCUGGUAUUUUUUUCUCUCCCUGCUUUUAAAUCUUAUUGGAUUCUAAGUUUCUGGGCAGCGGUUGUGUUAUAUUCUAUUACCUUCUGCAUGAUGCCUAGUUAUAGCGCCUAAUAAAGACUCCCUUGUUGCUGUUACCAUCAUUGUCAUUGUGAUCAGCCCAAGUAAUGGAAGCCUUUUUUGCUGAAGCAGCGUUUUAGCAGGAGAAAAAGGCACCUCUGCCCUAAGCCAGGUUUCCUUUAAAAAUAUGUUCCCCAGGAGGACUGAGGAGUCUGAAAGCUUCUUAGCCAAAGAGAAUUUUUAAAAAAAUGUUGUAAGGAUAAUUGUAAAUGAGGGGAAUAGGAUUAGGAAUUGUAAAGAAUUACAAAGGUGAAUAGUGGGGGCAGGGUCAACCCUGGAGGGUCCAUCUCUUUGCAAGCAGCACUUAACAAACCUCCCCCAAUACAGAUGUGGAUUUUAACCAGCUGGAGGGCCCCAAUCGGGUGAUUGUCCCCUUCCUGGCUUGUGGAGACCUGAGUGCUUAUGAUUCCGACCGGACAUACCCUCUGCAGGUAAGGCUGGUCUUGGGUGGUGCGCCUGGAGGCCAGUGGGAAUGGGCGAUUCAAGCGUGGCUCCAUCUGUCUUUGCUCUGAUUGAGGAAGCAGGCUUUUUAGAACCAGGGGGAGUCCUAUGGGCUCUCUUCCGUCACGUGGUCCUUCCUGAAUCGGUAGCUGCAAAACCACCAUCUGGCCGUUGGCAGUGGUGGUGCUAAGAAGAGACGAGGCCUGCUGGAUCAGACCAAAGGCCCAAUCUUAGUCCAGCAUCCUGGCCAGCAUCCUUAGUGGCCCACCAGGUGCCAAUGGGAAGCCCACCAGCAGGACCUGAGGGCAAUAGGAGCCCCCCUCCCCAACUGCAAUUUCCAUCAACUGGUAUUCAGAGGCAUACUGUCUUCAGUGCAAAGAUUAAAGUACAUGGGUCCCUCUAUUAGGGAUUCCCAGUCCAAAGUCCCUGGUGCCUUGCAGUUAUCAGCAGGAGAAACUGAAACAGGCAGCGUUGCAUCCAAUCCUAGUCCUACUUGGAGCAGCCUCAAUGAAAUUAUUAGACCUCAGUCCCAGCUAUUAAUUUCAAUGGGUCUACUCUGGAUGAGACCAAUAACGGGUCCAACGGUCAAGAAGGCGGUUUCUGCAUGUGCUGUAGAAAGAAGUGAGGGGCAGAUGGGGCUCAUCCACCAGGGAAGGGGGUCCAUCUAGGUCAGUGAUGGCCAAACCUGGCCCUCCAGCUGUUUUGAGACUUCAAUUCCCAUCAUCUCUGACCACUGGUUCUGUUAGCUAGGGAUGAUGGGAUCUGUAGUCCCAAAACAGCUGGAGGACCAUCACUUAUCUAGGUGAAGGAAAACCUGUGCUGCCUUGUGGGAUAUCUUCGGGAGAAGAAAAGGCUACACAAAUCCAGAGUGGAGUCCCUAAGAUGGUUAGAUUGCGCCUUGUACGCCUCCUUCCAGCAACUCCUGCAGCCAAGCCGGUGCCGAGCGUAUUGCUCUGCUUUCCUUUGUACUACUUCAGCAAAGCCGAGAGGGGGGUCUUGUCAUCUGGGCAGCCCAGGAUCUCCAGACACAUGGCGAGACUGGUGCUGCUACUGGUGCUGCUACUAAAGUGGUAUGACUCCACCCCUGGAGUGGAGCUCCAUUGUCUCUCAAGACAGAUGGAUGCCUACAAGUCUUAAGUAGAACUAGCAUUGGCUACAACCCAAAGACGUAGAGAACGGAGGUGCCCAUUGAUUAGCAUUGGAGAUUCACAAAAAGGAUAAUGCUGGUUGAUGGUGCUUAGGCUCCGGAAAGGGACUUGGACCACCUGCUUUAAGGCUCUCUUGCUCUCUUUCCCAUUUGAUCAGCUGGAUCCCGAGAAGAAAUACACUUACGUACCCCCGACUCAGCCUCCCAUCUGCCCUCCCUACGAAGAGGCCUGCUUCUUGAAGAAACACAAUCUGCUGACCAAGGAGCAAGUGCUCCAGCCUCAGCAGGAAAAUGCACUCCAGGAGCAGCAAGAGCAGGGGGCUUCACGCUCACCCCUAGAGGCCGAGGUCACAGACGCCCUGGGAAAACUGUCAACGUGACAUUAUCACAGAAAUGCGGGGCAAGAGAUGCAUACCGCCCCCUGCUGGUUCGAAAGACUUUUCAUCCUUCUUGGUUUACCUUUUACAGCAGUGGUUCCCCAUUAGCUAAGUACUGCAGACCCCCUGUUUUUCAAAAGCCAGGCCACGGACCCCUUACUUUUGAAAAUUUUGAUAUCUCUAUGGUAGUUUUUGUUAGGUGAAUAAGAACGACAAUAAUAUUUACAGUCUGCCCAUCUGACUGGGUUGUCCCAGCCACUCUGGGCGGCUGCCAACAAAAUAUUAAAAACACAGUAAAACCUCAAACAUUAAAAAUGCAGACCCCCCUGGGUGGGUUACACAGACCCGCUGACAUCCACAAACCACCAAUUGGGAACCACUAUUUUACAGAAUUUCCUGUUUUAUCAAUACAAAGUCCCUUUCUCCCUGACCAACCAAAACCGUGUUGUUUUUAAUAAAGCUUUGUCACUUGCUCAGAGCUUUUCUUUUGCUGUGAUAAGUAGCUGGAAUGUUUUAUUGGGAAGACACACAGAGAGAGGUUCAAAUUCCUGUUCAUCCAUCCAGGGCAGACAGGAUUCUCUUGGCCUCCCUUCCCUCAAAGUCAGACUGUGUUCUGAGUGCUGCAGAAAUUAUUGAUAAUAAUUUAACAAAGGCAUAUUGUUUCCCAGUACCACAUGUCCUUCCAGGUUUUUGAUUAUUCUGGCCUCAGGCAUACUGCUUAUUUCUUUAUCUUCUUUAAUCUGACAGUCAGGACUUGCUAUAGAUGGACUGAAAUUCCCUCACAGUGCUAUUUAUUCCUCAUGGUAAACUCGUCCUUUCUCCCCCUGCUCCACUCCUUGCCAAGGCACGGAGUUCAUGGUUGUUGCUGUCAUCCUCCUCCAUCAUCCUGUUUUCCUCAGGUCAGUCCUUGUUUCUUCAGAAUCCAGGUGUUUCCACAAAGGGAGGACCGUUCUCUGGAGAUUGAGGGCUACACAACAGUGACCCCUUCACCAUUCAGUUUGGCCACCUGGGCAUGGAUUUGGAUUCCAGCUGGCGGUGAUUCUGCGCCAGUACUUUGGCGCGAGGAGCUGGCUUUCAGGCCCUCAGCCCGUGGAGGCCCUGUUCUCAGGAUGCCUGGCCCCCAGCCAUCCACAGGCCCCCCCACAAUGAAAUCAAACCGGUCCAGCGGAGUGUGCUCUAUGGUACACAGAGACUCCUCACCCAGGUAGCCUGGGUUGGCUCCCUCCAUGGACGCGUCGUCUCCCAGGCUGCAGCGUCCAGACCGGGGACCCUCGGUCUGAGAGGCUCGAUGGCGGGUGACCUGCUGAGUGUCCAUCUGCGGCUCGGCUCUUCGGAAAGAGUAAUGGGCAAAUAUGCCAAUGAAGAACAUCUCGACAGCCAGGGAAUAGUAGUAGAUCACUGGAGGGGUGAAGAGAGAAUUAAGAAUAUGGUACACUCUGCAGCAGAGGUGGGGAACGUACGGCCUGUUAGGGAUUCAGGUUUGGCCCAGGAGGUUGUUUUCCCCCAGACCUUGCCCACUCUCCCCACAUCCAACAUCGUAUGCAAUUUCAGGUGUCAGGUGGGUAGAAAGAGACUUGACUACCAGUGCUCUCCCAGUUGUGCAUCGGCAAGGGAAAGCAGUUUCCUUACACCAGGCUUCCUCAAACUCGGCCCUCCAUAUGAUUUUGGCCUACAACUCCCAUGAUCCCUAGCUAGCAGGACCAGUGGUCAGGGAUAAUGGGAACUGUAGUCUCAAAACAUCUGGAGGGCCGAGUUUGAGGAAGCGUGCCUUGCACCUUCCUUUGAUGCUUGGGCCAGACCAGCCUUCGCCAACCUGAUGACCUCUGUAGGUUUUGGACUACAACUUCCAUCAGCCCCAGCUAGCUUGGCAGGUGCCGUAGUUGCACUAGCGGAAGCCAGCACAAUGAUUCCGAGUAGCAUAAGAAGAAGAAGAAGAAGAAGAAGAAGAAGAAGAAGAAGAAGAAAAAGAAGAAGUAGUAGUUGUUAUUUAUACCCUGCCCAUCUGGCUGGGUUUCCCCAGCCACUCUGGGCAGCUUCCAACAAAAUAUUAAAAUACAGUGGUACCUCAUGUUAAGUACUUAAUUCGUUCCGGAGGUCCGUUCUUAACCUGAAACUGUUCUUAACCUGAAGCACCACUUUAGCUAAUGGGGGCCUCCUGCUGCUGCCGUGCCCCCGGAGCAUGUUUCGGUUCUCAUCCUGAAGCAAAGUUCUUAACCCAAGGUCCUAUUUCUGGGUUAGCAGAGUCUGUAACCUGAAGCGUAUGUAACCCAAGGUACCACUGUACAAUAGUCUAUUAAGCAUUAAAAGCUUCCCUAAACAGGGCUGCCUUCAGAUGUCUUCUAAAAGUCUGGUAGUUGUUUUUCUCUUUGACAUCUAGUGGGAGGGCGUUCCACAGGGCGGGUGCCACUACCAAGAAGGCCCUCUGCCUGGUUCCCUGUAACUUGGUUUCUCUCAGUGAGGGAACCACUAGAAGGCCCUCGGCGCUGGACCUCAGUGUCUGGGCAGAACGAUGGGAGUGGAGACGCUCCUUCAGAUAUACUGGACCGAGGUCAUUUAGGGUGUUAAAGGUCAGCACCAACAUUUUGAAUUGGACUUCCCCCUGCACACCUCCACAGCCUCCCCAAAUCUGCUCCAGGGGGUUGAGGGAACCCCGAGAACUGCAUGGGGGGAGAGGGGCACUGUCAAGCAUGCAGAAAUGUUUACGCUGAUGGAACAAUCUCCUUAGCUCUACUGUGAAUACAACUCUUGGGGUGCAGUAGGUUAGUGAAGGCUAGCCCAGAUGACGCCCUGCCCCUUGCCCAAGAGCCAGCUUUUUUAAGGAACUAUUUUCCCCGCGCCCUCCUCUGCCCCCUGAGAGACCCCGCAAGGGGGCAGGGAACCUCUCUGGCGUGAGACAGCAAGGAAGGCAAUUGCCCCGAGACGGCAAGUCAGAGAGUGAGGUUGGCUUGCCUAUCAGCCAGCCACCCUCAAUGGCGCCUGCUGCAGGCUCCUGGCCUCCCUGAAGCAGCUUACCUUGGGAGCGUGUCACCGGGGAGAGAGGCGGGCUGCAAGGGAUGGCCCCCACUGCCCCCAUGGUCUCCAGGAUCCCACUCUGCAGGCCGCAGAGGACGAGAACCAAGAUGAUGCAGACGAACUUGGAGCGCAAGCUGUAGCCGUUGAGUGCUGGCUUGGUGGCUUUGUAGAAGAGCAAGUAGCCAUAGAAGGAUAGGAAUGUGGAUAUGGCAAUGAUGGCGUAGAUGUAAGAGUUGAGGUUGGUGUAGCCCACCUGGGAGAGAGGGAUGGGCAAAGGUGAGAUGUCAGAUUCUGGGACUCCCCCCAGCAACAUGUGUUUGGGCCCAGAAAUGGAAACGAGAAGAAUUACCGACGAAAGAAGAAUGGCAGACGAAAUUAAUGGACUCUGCAGAAUUAGAUAAGAUGACAGGUAGGAUUUGAAACCUGCAGGACCAGAGAUUCUCAGAGGACUGGAAUAAAUAUGUGAACUAUUUGAAAAGCAAUUGUAGUCAACAGAUUACGCUAGUAGGAUUGCAAGAAGUUUUGUAAGGAGGAACAUAUGAAAUAUUGCAAGGAAGGUUAUGAAGAGAGUUAUUAGUUAAGAAAACUAAAAGUAAUAGUGAAAUUAAGAAAUGUAAGUUAAGUGAAAAAGAUUGGAAACUUUUCAGAUGUGAUUGAUGGAAGUCGAAGAAUUGUAUAAGAUAUGAAAUUAGGUUAAAUGAUUGUUGGAAAUAGUAUGUU